AUGUUCUCCUUCCUGUCCUCUUAUCCCGAGGUGGAUGCUGCAAAGCUGGAUGGGAACACGUACGACUACAUCGUCGUCGGAGGCGGCACAGGAGGAUGUGUGGUAGCAUCCCGCCUCUCAGAAGACCCCAGCGUCUCGGUGUUGGUUGUCGAGAGGGGCCGAGUGGGCGACAUCCUUCUCUCGCGCAUUCCGCUCCCCAGCCAGGCGAUCUUGGAUGGCCAGAGCAGACAGGUCGUGGACGACCACUUCACUGAGCCCAUCCCCAACGCCAACGACUACAGGGCGAGGCUCUGGACCGCUCGUGGGCUCGGUGGUGCCUCGCGCCUCAACGCCAUGAUCCUGACCCGCGGGCCGCCUGCUGACUAUACCUCCUGGGCCGACGAGGGGCUCGACGAGUGGUCAUGGGAGCAUGUGGAGCCGUAUUUUCGAAAGAUCGAGAACGCUGUUGCACACCCGAACUCGAAGGCCAGAGGGCAUGAAGGCCCGAUCGAGUGCAGGCAGUUUGAUGUGCAAUUCGAAUGGGGAAAAUAUCUCGAGAAAGCUGCACAGGCUGUGGGGCUGCCCCUGGUAAACGACGUCAAUGACCCCUCAGCACCCGCCAUGGGCUUCUACCGCGCCGAUCUGGCGAUAGACAGUGCUGCGCGCAGGAGGACCGCCUACCAUGCCUAUCUCAAUAAGAAGAUCGCCCUUGAGCGACGUGGCCACCUGACCGUCUGCACAGGGACGGUGGCCUCGCGCCUAGAUGUGGACGGCGACGCAGGUGUCGUCCGGGGCGUCUACCUGCGCCCUGUGAAGAGAGCAGGUCCAGGGAGAGGUGGAGGAACCAAGAGCGGAGACGUCUAUGUGAAGGCAAGACGCGAGGUGAUCGUCUGCUGUGGUGGGCUUAUCACGCCACAGGUGCUGAUGCUCAGCGGUCUGGGCCCGAAACAGCAGCUCGAGCAGCACAGCAUCCCCGUGGUCCGGGACCUGCCCCAGGUCGGCGCAUCCCUGGCUGACCACUACGCCAUCCCCGUGCAGCUCGACGUGCCCCUCAAGGAAUCCGUCCACCUGUUGACAACGGCGCUCUACGGCCUGUGGCACAUGCUGCUCUGGCUCCUCCUUGGCGUAGGUCUCCUGCGUCACGGCUCCAACGUCAACACCAUCUUCGUGCGCAGUGGCGCCCUCGACAACGCGACCAUGACGGUGACAGCGCGUGAUCCGGACUCCAACGAGGACAACAUGGAUGUCACCGCGGUGCGCAACGUUCCGGACAUCGAGAUCAUGAUCAUGCCCUGCAAUUGCUUCAAGCGGCCCAUUUAUGAGCCCUUCCUCACCUUCUACGCCUGCCUCGUCCAGCCCUUCUCCAAGGGCCGCGUCGAGCUCGCUGACGCUGACCCGCUGACGCUGCCCAAAGUCACUCACCCCAUGCUGCGUGACGAGCGGGAUUUCCCACUCGUCCGUAAAGCUGUCCGCUUCGCCAUGCGCCUGGCCGAGGCGUUUCAGAACUCGGGAUACCCAUAUCCUACGCCGCUGGCCUUUGCGCCGGGGAACAGACCAGACCGUCUUGCCGAGUUCGAGCUGACGAGGAAUGACCCAGACUCAGUGACGGCGGCCACAACUAAGACCGACGGCCGCACGUGGGCGACAGUCACAGACGACGAGAUCGACGACUACAUCCGUACAGUAGCCACCACAAGCCUUCAUACAUCCUGUACCUGCGCCAUCUCGCAAGACGCGCAGUCGGGCGUUGUCGACCAGCACCUGCGCGUGCACGGGGUGCGCAACCUGCGCGUAGCUGACACGAGCGUGUUUCCGCGCAUGCCCAGCUCGCACACAAUGUUGCCUACCAUCAUGGUCGGGGAGAGGUGUGCGGAUUUCAUCAAGGAGGAGUGGGGGCCUGGUGGGAAGAGCAAGAAGACGGUGUAG
This is a messenger RNA of Cryphonectria parasitica EP155, 1905 nucleotides long. Its product is annotated as alcohol oxidase. The transcript is spliced from 5 exons. NCBI's taxonomy places the organism in Eukaryota, Fungi, Ascomycota, Sordariomycetes, Diaporthales, Cryphonectriaceae. The coding region runs from base 1 to 1905 and encodes 634 amino acids. The record is from RefSeq and is a predicted model, not a curated record. Gene Ontology annotation, molecular function: oxidoreductase activity, acting on CH-OH group of donors; flavin adenine dinucleotide binding.